This is a messenger RNA of Penicillium brevicompactum, 2130 nucleotides long. Its product is annotated as Alcohol dehydrogenase superfamily zinc-type. The coding region runs from base 1 to 2130 and encodes 709 amino acids. The record is from RefSeq and is a predicted model, not a curated record. NCBI's taxonomy places the organism in Eukaryota, Fungi, Ascomycota, Eurotiomycetes, Eurotiales, Aspergillaceae. The transcript has a single exon. Gene Ontology annotation, molecular function: oxidoreductase activity.
AUGCACCAAGAACCGAAUUCCAUCAGUAUGCACCCAGGCAUACCCCCAACACAGCCCAUCAUGGAGCCCGAGGCAGGAAAGAGGACAUUUGAGCCUACCACGCCGAAGCAGUCAACAAAGCAGUCGACUUUAUCCCCAGGGCAAUCAACAAAUCACUCUGCAAAUCCUUCAACGAAGCCCCUCGGGAACCAGUCAGCAAAGCAAUCCAUCAACCUAUCUACAAAGCACACAACAGCCAGCCUGAAUGACUCCGCCUUCACGCCACUGUCAAUGCGGGCAUUGUAUUACGCCCCAGAAGGCUCGAGCGAUUAUGUCUUUGAUGUAAUACCCGAGGGAGAUAUCUCCGACGCCAUCUCCCCAGACACCAGCACCAGCGUCGUCCGCAAAAAGGGAACAGACCUGAUCUUCGACAUAAGCUUUCCAACCCCCCAGCCAACGCCUCGGCAGUACCUGCUAAAGGUACACGCGGCAGCUUUCUGCCACGACGAGAUUCGUCUCGCCUCAGCCCUUAACCCACCCAUCACUUCUCCGAAAAUCCCACUGCAUAGCAUUUGCGGCACGGUGGUCAGCACUCCCCGCGAAGACGACGAGAGUGAAGAAGGUCCGCGCUUCAAGAUCGGAGACAAGGUCUUCGGUCUUGUAAGCUAUACUCGCGAUGGCGGAGCUGCAGAGUACACCGUUGCGACUGAGACUGAAAUGGCGCCCAAGCCGGAUAACAUCUCAUUAUCCGAGGCUGCGGCCAUACCUCUGCCUGCCUUGACUGCUUGGCAGGCACUGUUCAGGUAUGCGGGUCUUGACCCCGAUGUACCAGGUGGGUUGAAUGAGGACGACGAGGAGUUCGGACAAGGUGGAAAUGGCACCGGGCGAUGGCAAUGGCAGCGCAAACGUCGCGAUACCGUCCUCGGUAGCAUGGACUAUGGAUACGGGCAUCGCAAGAGCACUGCUGGAAGUGGUGCGAGCAGUAGCAAAAGCCCCGGGGAGAUCGCUCGGGGAUUGGAGCAACGUAGCGGCACGUCCAAUGACAAUGCCAGUGGGAGUACUGGGGAUGGCAGUGGGCAUUGGAUCUGGCAUUGGAAUCGUCGUGAUACAAUUCUCAAUGACAAAGCCAGUGGUACUGGAUCUGCAGGUGGUACUAGGAAUCUUGAUGACUUACCUCGAGCUGCCAGCAUUGUCGAUUCAAACGUCAAUCCAAAACCCAAUGCUAAGCCGAAGGAAAAGGUGCGCAAAGAGAGUCUCGCGAGUCUUGUCAGCGGCACCCCGAAAGCCACAGGCAAAGCUCCCCGCGCCGCCAGCACCAUCGAUCCGAAUCCGAAGAACUCUGUCCGUCGUGCCAGCCUUAUUAAUCUGGUCCGCGGUAAUCCCAAAGAUGAAUCUGGCUCUGCCAGUCCAUCCGGGUCCGGUUCCAGCACGACCAGCACCCGCCGCGGUAGCCUUCUUGCUCGCAUAGAUAAGAACGGUCGACUGGGAAGUCUCGUGAACAACCCGAACUCCAACCCCAAUGAAGCCAGAGGAAAGCCUCCUAAGAUCCGAGUUCUCAUCACCAAUGCCAGAGACAGCGAGAUAGGCCGCAUUUCCGUUCAGCUUCUUCGCGCUGAAUCACUCUUCCCACCUCAAGCCCGGCCCUGGAUCUGUGUCACCUGCAUCCCUGCCGAAGUCGAUAUUAUCGAGCAAGAAUGGAACGUCGACGAGAUCAUCGUGAUUCCACACCUGCCCUCAGCAGAUGAGUGUAAUAUCUCGAAAGUGUUCCGUGCACGGCGCUGGCACCCGGUGGAUAUUGUACUGGAUUGCGCUGGCGGCGAGGUCUUCCGACAAGCUCAUGCGAACGGUGUUGUAAAAGACCACGGGGCCGUUCUGACAGUUGUUGACGCUAAAGUUGCAAUGCAGUCGCCGCUUGUUCCUGAGAAUGAUGAGCUUGGAGAGAGGAAAAGGGGGAUUCGAAGUCGAUUUGUUCCUGUCAACCCUGAUGGACCGGCGAUCGAAAGGAUCGGGGAACUGAUUGAAGAGAACCUUGUUCGAGCGAAAGAGGCCAGGGUUGUGGAUAUCGCGAAGGGGGCUGAUCUAUUGGCGGCUGGUGCUGCUGGGACUGCUGGAGGGUUACGCGGUGAUAUGGUUGUUGUCAAGGUUCAAUGA